This is a messenger RNA of Leptomonas pyrrhocoris, 363 nucleotides long. RefSeq lists its product as hypothetical. The transcript has a single exon. The record is from RefSeq and is a predicted model, not a curated record. The coding region runs from base 61 to 363 and encodes 100 amino acids. NCBI's taxonomy places the organism in Eukaryota, Euglenozoa, Kinetoplastea, Trypanosomatida, Trypanosomatidae.
AGUUGACUUCCAGAGGUCUUUCCUUAUUCACUUAUCCAUCUUAGAAGAGCAGCCACCAACAUGUUCCGCCGCACUUACAUGGCUGCGCUGCAGCGUUCCCGUGUCUCCUUUGCUGCUGCCCCCGCCGCCUCGACCGCGGCCAAGGGUGGUCCCGCUGUGGCCCCUGCGUCUGCCACCGCGAAGACGCCCGCCGGCGCGAAGGCCACGGCUGCAAAAAAACAUGAAAUGCCCAAACUGACAACGAAGGCCGGUGCGUCCACGACUGGCGGUGACACCAUCAUCGACAAAGUGAUUCUCGUUGCAUCCAUCACUGCGGUGCUAAUGUGGUGGAACACCGUCCCUGGACCGCAACACCAGCACUGA